AUGGAUGACAAUAUUUCUUCUAAUAACCAAAAUGGUACUGGAACAAAAGAAAUACCAGAUAAACAGGUUAAUCUUAGUGAAAGGACUUUAGCUUGGUUAAAUGCUGACCAAGGUCCUUCUGAGAAUGACGACAUUCCGAUUUGGCAAAAGUCUAUGUUGAACUAUUUUUAUUCGAUGCUUGGAGAAGAUUCACCUCCAAGUCCAGUUACUCGUUCUCGUUCUCGUCGAGUUGAAGAACCUGAAAGUCCCUCGGAAACUCAGUUAUCGGCUCCUUACAUUGAAGAACAGCGUCCUGAACAUCCUGACUAUAUAAAACGUAUCCCUUCUCAAACAGAGUUAGACGAAUCUCCAGAAACAACUGAGAUAGAAGAAUCUACACGAAAAAGAAAUUUGAGAAAACGUUUUCAUCAUGUUAUUAAUAUGGCAACCGUCAACUUAAGAUUUUCAAAGGGUGAUGGUAGACAAUUACAUGAAGUUGGUGAAGGUCGGAGUAAUCUUACUACAUCUUUAACUGUUGUACCAUUUUUAUGGUUAAGGAGAGAUCAUAAAGGGCGACUUUCUCAUGUGUUACAAUUUCAUGAGCAUAUUGAAAUCAAAAAUAGUUCGCGCCGAAUUGAAAUUAAAACUGAUUCAUAUGUUUUAAAGGACUUUAUGAAUAGUAUUGAAACUAUUCAAAAUGCUUCUCCAUGGGUUAAACAACAUCAACACGAUUCAUUUGCUCCCAUUAGAGAGAAUGCAAAGGUUAAAUGGUAUGUCGAUGGCAAAGAUUAUUUCUUUGCUGUGUCACAGGCUUUAUUGGCUGCAAAAUCGGAGAUAUAUAUUGAAGAUUGGUGGCUGUCUCCUGAAUUGUAUCUUCGCCGACCGCCUUCUGAAAACGAAGAAUUCCGGCUAGAUAGAUUAUUAACAAAGAAGGCUGAAGAAGGCGUGAUGAUUUACAUUAUUGUAUAUAAAGAAGUUACUGUUGCUCUACCUUUGGAUUCUCAUCAUACCAAAUUUUACCUUCAGGGUCGUAUAGCAUUUAUUGGUGGUUUAGAUUUAUGUUUUGGACGUUACGAUACUCAUUCUCAUGAGCUAUCCGACUGGCCUCAAAAUACGAAAGGCCCAACAAUAUGGCCCGGUCAAGAUUAUUCAAAUCCAAGAAUAAAAGAUUUUCAAAAUGGUAAGGUCGUUGAGUAUCAGAAUGAAAUAGUCGAUAAAUCCCGUUACCCACGUAUGCCUUGGCACGAUGUUUCCGUCGGUACACCAGCUCGUGACGUUGCCCGGCAUUUUGUUCAAAGAUGGAAUUUCAUUAAAGAUAAAAAAUCGUUUGAACGCGAAUCAUUACCAUUUUUGUUGCCGAAGGGUGAAUAUGUCAGCACCCGUGAUGAAUCCAGGUUCAAGGGAACUUGUGAUGUUCAAAUUUUACGUAGUAGUGCAGCCUGGAGUGGUAAAUCUAUAUUAGAACAAAUAAAACGAGCUGGUAUAGAGCCGGAAAACUACAUAUCAUUUUUCGCAUUGCGCGGCUAUGACAAAAUCAAACAUAAGGAGCACGAUCUUAGUGUACCUAAUGGUUUUAUUAAAGAUAAGCAGAAUGAAAUGUUAGAUGAAUCGCAGCCAUCACAUCAUGAUGAUAUUAGUACAGAUUCAUACUCUGAUGAACAAACGAAGUCUUCUUUAAAAGGAAUCGGAGGCGAGCCAGGCAUACCCGCUGGCAUGAUAGAUACAGAUCCAAAGCAUUCUUAUAUUACAGAAGAAAUAUAUAUUCAUAGCAAGUUGAUGAUUGUUGAUGAUAAAUAUGUUAUUAUUGGUUCAGGCCAUCGUGAUUCGGAAAUAGCAAUUCUUGUUGAAGAUAAGCAAACGGUUCCAACACGCAUGAAUGGACAAGAGGCAUCAAAAUUUGCAUAUACACUACGCAGCAAUCUUUUCAAAGAAUUUUUGGGUCGUAUUAAACCUCAAGAUCAUGCAGCAGUUACCGAAAGCAGUUUAGCACCUAUUCAACCUGACGUAUUAAAGGAAUUAUUGCAUGAUAGGGAUGCUUCAUCCACAUCAAUUUUGGAUGAACUAAUGACCAAUUCAGAGCCUAAUCAUCCUACGAAAGAAGACUUAAUUGUUAUGGAUCCGUUGUCCGAUGAAUUUUACAAUUAUUGGCAAAACAUUGCACGAAAUAAUACUGCUAUUUAUAGAUCAGUUUUUAAAUGCAUCCCCGAUGAUAAUGUCACUAAUUGGAGCGAAUAUGAAAAUUUUGUACCAAAUCCAACAAUCGUUGAUAAAGGACAUGUAGCAAUUUCAAACAACUAUGAUGUAAAAAAAUUGGACAAUAUUCGAGGACAUUUAGUUACAUUCCCUCUUCAUUUCUUAGAGUCAGAAAACUUAAUGACAA
Molecule: messenger RNA, 2359 nt
Organism: Racocetra fulgida
Lineage: Eukaryota; Fungi; Glomeromycota; Glomeromycetes; Diversisporales; Gigasporaceae
Source: the annotation of a GenBank genome assembly